Staurois parvus is the source of this 508-nucleotide messenger RNA. Lineage: Eukaryota; Metazoa; Chordata; Amphibia; Anura; Ranidae. The record is from the annotation of a GenBank genome assembly.
GUACAUAGACAUCAAACACACACAAACAGACACCUGUACACACAUACACACACGCACAGAGACACAUGUACACACACACACACACACACACAUACAGACACUUAUACACACACAGGCACAUGUACAUACACAGAAAUACACAUGCACAGACACAUGUACAUACAUACACGUACAAUUGUACAUGCAUACACAAACACGUACACACACACACACACAAAACAUGUACAGGUACACCCCCCCCCCCUCCCCAUAAAAAGUUGCAGUACUUCGUUGUUCACUCAGAGAUCCAGGUACUGCACUCUAGGGGGAGGCAGAGAGCACAGCACACACUCCUUGCUUUGCUUUCACUGCGCUCAGCUAUUGAGCAGUCUGACGGCUCCCAGUGCCAAUGACAGAUGCGGCCUGAGCUCCGAGCCUGCUCAGCAAGACAGCCCUGGGGGACACACUCGCCCCCACUAUAAUUUCCACUCGCCAUUGGCAAGCAGGUAAGUGGAAAUUUCAAGCCCUG